This is a messenger RNA of Drosophila mauritiana, 726 nucleotides long. RefSeq lists its product as uncharacterized. Lineage: Eukaryota; Metazoa; Arthropoda; Insecta; Diptera; Drosophilidae. The record is from RefSeq and is a predicted model, not a curated record.
AUGUAUGUAUCCCCGUGCAAAACGAAUUGAACUGAAAACCGAAAAUCGCUCGGAAAUUCGAAAAUUCGAAAUCUGAAAAAUCGAACUGAUAUAAAUGAAACUAUAAUAUUGCUGCCCACCAACUGACCGACAACCAGGAUCCAAACGGCCGCCGACAUGCGCUAUCUGCACGACCUGAAUGUCCAGAUCUCCCAGAACCGUCGAUCCGUCUCCGUUUCCAAGCAACUGGACAGGGAUCUGUGCAACCAGCACUUCGACACCUUCGAAACGUUCUGGGGCAGACCAGGACAUGGAGCCCGUGGCGACAAGAUCAACAAACUGAAACUGGACAAUCUGCUCUACGGCGCCAGCGAAUCGGCGUAAGGCCAAGGGUUCCUGGAUAUUCAAGGAUAUUCCCUCACCUUCUGACUGGCUCGUAGUUUGUGUGCUUAAGUCAUCUGCUCAGAAAUCAAUCGAUGCCAAGACCCAUGAGAUCACAUUACUGGACUAAUUAUUCAUGUAUUACUAUUUUUGGUUCUCCAAGUUCGCAUUUCCAGUAAUAUUAACAUCAAGCUAUAUGUCAUUUGUACCAUCUCUGUGAAAAUUUUGCCAACUUGCUUCUAGUAAGUUGACCAAAGUUUUGAAUAGGUAGGUGGUUUUCCAAAUUAAGGGAAAACUAAAAAAUAUAGUCAGGGUGGUGAAUUACAAAAUCUCUUUGGAAGGAAAGUUUAAGUAGUUUAAUAAAUA